Molecule: messenger RNA, 2605 nt
Organism: Moneuplotes crassus
Lineage: Eukaryota; Ciliophora; Spirotrichea; Euplotida; Euplotidae
Source: the annotation of a GenBank genome assembly
GCUGAAAAUGCCAAAAAUUACUAAGAAAAGGACCAAAAAAGCAGCCUCAAAAAAGACCAAAACCAUUAAGACCAAAAAAGUCACGGAAAAGGACACAGUCGAUACUUCUACCACAAAACCAUCUGUAGAACUGAAGAAAGUUAAGAUUUCAAGGAAGAAGAAACCGAAGAAGAUACUGAAGAAGGUAGAUACCCAAGAGAGUAAGGAAAAGAAGAAGGAUGUGAGUCAGGAGAAAGAGGAGAAGAAGGCUGAGGUAGUGAAGAAGGUAGAGGAAAAGCCCGAUGAGAAGAUGAAUGAGAAGGUUGAUAAGAAAGUGGAAAAGAAGGAAUCAAAGUCACCGAAAAAGGUUCAAAAAAUGAAAAGCCCAAAGAAGAUUGCAGUUAAAUUGAAAGAUAAGACAAAAUCUCCUCCAAAAAAGGCUAAAUCAUCCCCAAAAACCACAAAAUCCCCUUCUAAAACUCCCAAAUCCCCUUCAAAACCCUCCAAAAAGCCAAAAAUCGACCACUCCCUCUACGCCCCCAAAAAACUCCCUUUCCUGUACACAUUCUCACACCACAUCCUCCCUUACUACCACUACUCCCCUCAAAACCGUCUCUUACUCCUCCUGCUCACAAAAUCCUCCCAAAAAUCCUUCCUCAAGCACGAGCUCACCCUCCUCCCUCUCUACACACCCCUGCCCAUAACCCUAACGCCCAGUACCCUCUCCAGCUUCCCUCCUUCCACAUUCCCCUUCUCCUACUUCUCCCUCUCCAUAAUCCAACCGUACAUAAAAUCCCACUUCCCAGCCCUCCUCGACCAAAUCCUGUCCCUCAUAAAAUCCCCUUCGUCCUUCAGUCCUUCCCAACGGCUCUUGACCAUCGACCGGUUCUGGGUCUACCGCCUUAGCCCAGCUAAGGAGGUGACCGUCCUCGGUCACCUGCGCAAGGGCAAGGCUGAAGUGCACGAAGCGUAUGAUAGUAAGGACAAGUUGGAUUAUUGGGUGACUGAGAAGGAAUGUGGGUAUCUGGUUAAGCCGGAUCUGAGGGGGAAGAAUACAGUGGCGAUGGUCAGUGGGGAUAAGAGCGAGGAGAAGGAGAUGGUGGAGGUGUUCGCGUUUGAGUAUAAGGAGAAGGAGGACUGGCUGAAGAGGAAUGAGGUGAGGAUAAGGAGGUUUGCGAUUAGGGGAUUGAGUAAGGAGAAGUGUAAGGCGCUCUUGGAGUGGAAUAGGCUGAAGGUGGAGAGUUUUUGUAUACAACCUUGUUAUAAUAAUCUGGAUUGUUUUGAGAAGUUGAGUAAGACGAUUGUUGAUACAUGCAGACAUCUGACGAUUGGGUAUAAUUUCAAGGAUAAGCCACUCAAUACUCCUCAAGGGAAUAAAGCAGCAGAAGGACUUCGAAAAACCUUAGCAUUUUUGCCAAAUUUGGAAUCUUUGACUAUCUGGGGAUAUCCAGUUUCAACAGCAAUGGAAACUUUAGCAAAGGUUCAGACAAAGAUAAAAACAGUCAAGGUCUAUUCAUCAAGAUACAGGAAUUUCAUGUUUGACACAAAGCCUGGAGAAAUGCACACCAAACCUGGAGUAUUUGAAUACAGAAAUACUUCUUUACUUUACAGAAUUGAGCACACCAAAGGAUUUUUCUUGUAUGACGACUGAGGAUCACCUAUCCAAAAGGAUAGAUCUACCAUAAGAGAAGAUUUUCUUGAACUAAGAGCAUUCAGUAUUUUCCAAAUCAGAGGACUAAAAUCAAUCAAAUCCUUCACGGAUAUCGCUAGGAAUUCAAUAACAUUGAAGAGUUGAACUAGCCCGUGCUUUGUAGUACCAAAGAAUUCUAUAAAAGAAGCUUUCAUUGAGCACAAAAAGGCCUUAUGCUCCCAUAUAAGUUACUUCGAGAAGGCGUUGCCCAAUGUGAAUAGGAUAUACUGCGAGAUCAACAGUUUACCAAAAUGGGAUUUCAUUAAAGCUAUUCUUCCGAAAUUCAUAUGGUAUGAUCUGACAGUGAGUGUGUAUAUAAAAUCACCUAAAGAGCAAGCAUACCUGUUUGACUGCCUUAAGCAGCAAAAAUAUAUGAGUCACCUUAGACUAGUUAUUAGAAACCCAGACAUGAUGUAUCAGUUGCUGAAGAAAAUCAAGAAAAUUGUUGCACACACUCUUUUUGAAAUUGUCAUCGUUGAUCUCAUUGAGGAAAACAAACCUGAAGAACCCAAAGCUAAGCAGGAUAACAAGGAUUCAGAAAUGAAGGAUGAUACUCAAGAUCAGAGUGCAAAAGAUGUGAAGAAGGAUAAAGACAAUACAAAAGAUAGCAAGCAAGAUGAAGAGACUAAGGAUUUGAACAGCCCUAAAGAGGACUUAAAGCCAACGAAGUUAUCAUCUGAAGCACUAAAGGCGAUUGAGAACCCUCCUGCUUCAACCCCUAAGCCUGCCUUACCGACUAAGAAGUUAAAAGAAGAUCCUGAGCCUGUUUACACACACUGGUGGUCAGAUUGGAAAUCUGAGCAUAAAGUAUGGGCUACUUAUCUCUCCCAUAGAGCUAAGAUUAUCAUCGAGCAAGACCCGAAGAUGCCAAAAGUGAUCAACAUGACUAAAAUCAGGACUUAUUGUGAAGAAGAGUGUUAAUUUUUGCAAAUUUUG